This is a messenger RNA of Letharia columbiana, 609 nucleotides long. RefSeq lists its product as uncharacterized. The transcript has a single exon. The record is from RefSeq and is a predicted model, not a curated record. Bases 1 to 609 code for a protein of 202 amino acids. Lineage: Eukaryota; Fungi; Ascomycota; Lecanoromycetes; Lecanorales; Parmeliaceae.
AUGUCCGACAAACCUCAUCUACUGACACUCCCAAUGGAGAUACGAUGCCACAUCUACUCAUUCAUCUAUCUUGAGGACCGUAUCGUGGAAUUCCUCCACCCAAAGUCUCACUACACCAAGACCGCUCUUUUCUUCGCCUGCCAUCAGCUCUACCAAGAAACCUUGGAGUACUAUUAUGGCAGAAACACGUUCUCCCUUCCGCUUCGGAAACCGUUCGCCAUGUCGGGCUGGCGCUUCCUUCCUCGGCACUUCAAUCUGGUCAAAAUGCUGCACCUGGAGGCGAACACAUUUUUCUGGAUAUCCUCGAGCAACAGCGCAAAAGCCGCGGAGCAUGAGAAACACUGCAAGCGACGACUAAAAAACUACCUCAGCGCCAUACUCUGGGCAAACCCGGGGGUAGUGGCCCCAAGUCUGAAAACAUUGAUUUUUGCGGAUAGUGUGCCACCAAGUCACGACCAAAUGCACUGGCCCCAGAGUACAGAAAGGUCCCAAGAGUUACUAGAGGGGUACAUCCAAGUGUUUGAGGAAUUGAACGUCCGGGUUGGGCAGGUGCUGUUCAAAAUCGAUCAAGACUCCAGAUCAUCCUGUUCUUCCUAUGCAGAAACGUGA